This is a messenger RNA of Physcomitrium patens, 5011 nucleotides long. RefSeq lists its product as uncharacterized. Lineage: Eukaryota; Viridiplantae; Streptophyta; Bryopsida; Funariales; Funariaceae. The record is from RefSeq and is a predicted model, not a curated record.
CGGUGGGUGUCCUUCGAUGACCAGGAAAAUUUAGAAACUAGCAGUCAACUCUGUGUAGGUAAAUCACGGAAGCUCGGAGGAGCGCGUAUGCUUUGCCGAGCACCAGUUCUGGCAUGGCGAUGGUGGUCCAGCGCACGGAGGCAGUUUCAUUAUUCAUUUUUCGUGCUUCAACCCUCCCGGUUUAGAACCGAGGAGGAUGCUUUGUUAUUUCAAGUAAACGUUCAGGAAAGCUGGAUCUCGGGAGCGAUCAAGCUGGUUCUGAGUUUGAGCCAUGAUAGGGAGAAGUUCUCUUGAGAAUGUGCAUUGCUUGUGUGCCUCUGAACCAGAGUGAGUGGGGAUGCGGCGAGUGUAGGUGUAGUCACAGGGCGUCUCAGUUCACGGUCUUGUGGUGGGAGCACCUGAUUAGUGGUUGCAGCCAGUGUAGCAGGCUUAGCAUUUCCUCUCUCUGGAACCUUCAACCUGCCGCGCUUCAGCAAUUUUCUCCGCGAAGGAAGUCACUAGUUUUUGUGCCAUGCUGAGUGCGCGGUUCCUAGACGAAGGAUUUAGUGAGUUAGCUACUUGUCACAAGAUCACUUGCUGCGCUGUAAGGCUGCGGACUGGAUCUUCUUGCUUCGCCGACCUGGGCCACAAUUGAAUCCAUUUGAUUUUUUGACGGAAAGCGUUCAACCCAACUUGGAAGAGGAGCAAACGCUCUAAUCCGAAUCCUAGAUUGCGAAAGAUCUAGUGUAAAAACUAAAAUUCUGCGAGCCGUACCUCAUAAUUGCUUCCAACAGCAGUUUGUCGUCUACACAACAGGCCCUGUGCAGUUGAUUAUCAUCAACUUUUGAAGCAAUGGCGGGUUUGAAGGUAAAGGAUUUACUUAGUGAAUUAGAGCCCUACAGUUCCAGACAGUUUGAUCUGAUGAACCCUCUGAUGGAUCUCACGUCCGAUCACGAGAAUACCAUGAGGAAGUACCUCGGUUUAUCAGGAGGAGAAUCUUGGCCUCUGCUGGCUGAGUAUUUGGGAGUUGCGUUGGCGUUUGCAGCGCUAGGCGCUCUUAUACGAGAUGCACAUGGCACCGCAGUGAAAGAAGAAGUGAACGAUGAUUUCCAGAAACCUCAGAGACCAGCUAUCCAAACCAUGCUGAAAGGGGCGAUGGAACGGCUGCAGUAUUUAGCCCAGAACGCGCAAGACCUAGAAGAGAGACUGACAAACUGGGAUCACGUGAAGGCAAGUUUCGUGCAGAAAUUAAACACUGCCGAGGAAGAGAUCAAAGAAUUGAGGGUCAGAAGGGCAGAGGAUGCCAAAGCCAAUGACAAAGUCGCGCAAAUAUACGCUACUCGAGAACAGGGAUGGAAGUUCGAGAAGAAGAAGCUGCGUCAUGAGAUCGAUAUCCUGAAGAAGGAUCCGACUAUUCAAGAGGCAAGUGAACUUCACACACUUAAAGCUAGUCUGCGAAAGAGACAAUGCGAAGGGUGCGAUGCUAAGAAGAGACGGAUAAGAGAGCUAGAGAAGGCCAUUCUAGAGAAAGAGGAUGUGGCGUUGACGGCAAAGGAGAAUGUACGAACCAAAGGUGAAGAAAUUCGUGUGCUGACCUCUAAUCUUGCAGCUGUUACUAAGACUGUCGUCCAGGUGAAUGAGCAACUAAGGAUAGAGUUGGCUAAUUCAGCCGACCGUGAAACUAUCCUUGAUGAAGUCAGAAACAGGCAACACGAAGCCGAAUGUCAAUUGGCGAAAGCGGUAGAGGAGCUCGAUAACACCAAAACACACCUUCAAGCUUUGAGUCUAGUAACCGAAAAGCAUUCGGAAGUGACUCGGAGUCUCAUAUCUGAGUUAGCGAUACUCCGGCAAGAGACUGAGGACAAGGAUGUUAUGAUCUCCACCAUGCUGGAGCGUUCAGAAGUUGAGAAACAAGAGAAAGAGGAUCUUGCCCGGCUUAUUGCGGGUGCUCAGGCAGGAAAAGAACUAGGUAACGCUCAAACAACUCAAUGGCGAAGAGUAGCUGAGGAUAGUACUCGGAGAAACCUCUUUGCCGGAGUUCCAUAUGCGGGUAGGUCCGGACAUCGGAAUCAUCGCAGUUUAGGAAAUCCAUCAGAGCUGGAGGAAGUUGCAGCUCUUCAGAGAUUUCAGCCUUGGGAGAUAGACAGUCUUCUCGCCCCAUGUAGCGCAGGUUCAACACCUAAUGGGGCCUUGUUGCCAGGUAUUCAAGAUCCGUCAUCAGAUCCGGAAAUUGUCGCAAGGUUUGAGAUGGUGAAGCGGCGGCAAACCAUGUACCUAGAGGAUAAGCACUGGACUCAGAUUGAGAGUUUUGAAAGGCAACUGCGAGUCAAAGACGAGAGGCUAUCCGUAUUUAGGUCAAAGCUAAUAGCUCUCGAGUCAGAACUGGCUCAAUCACGGAAGGAAGGAGAUGAGUGGGAUUCUUCAACAGCUGUGGAGGUUUGCACAACGGGAAUCAAAAGCAAACAAGUUGGAUCAACCUCGCCGAAUCUUAUGGAAGUUCUCGAGCGUGCGGUUUAUACCGGAGAGGCAAUGACAUAUCAAAGGUCAUUGGAAAAGCUACUGAUUGAGCUUAAAAAUGUCACGGACAAGCUUAGUCAGAAAAAUGCCGAACACAACUCUAUCGUUAAGAAGAUGGCCGAGAAUGCUAAGGCAGACCUUCAAAACAAGGAUAUGCAGUUGACUGAUCUGCAAACAAAGUUGUGCCAAGUGCAGCAGCAGCUUAAUGAAGUCAGAUUGGCUAAUGAAAUGUCUUCAUCUCAAAAAUGUGAAGAGGAGAAGUUUUUGGCGAAUAUGGGCUUGUUCCACGAACCAAAAACAGAAGAUGUUCAGUUUUCCUCUCCGUGCUACGUUGUGGAUUCAAGAAUGAAAGUAUCUGAACGGCGACUACACACCGAAGAGUCCGCCCUUCAGGAGGACUCUGCCUCUGCCUCUGCCAAACUGCUCACUAAGCUGAAAGACAUGUGCCUGAAAGAGGACAAUCCCCCGGCCUUAGUGCGGUUUCAUAGGCAACUGGAGUUGAACAGCUCCGAUGAUUUUGUGUUUUCGUCAGAUGAUUGCUGGUUGAUCGCUGAACCAAAGACAAGUGAAAUGUUGUCGGGAUCACAGCCAGAAAACGUGUCUCAUUUCGUUUGCGAGGAUAAGGGUGUCGUUAUUUCGAAGAACUCUCCACAAUCGCCGUGCCAAAGGGACACGAUACCUCUAGGAAUGGGGACGAAUCCACAGAAGACUGUCAACAAGCAACCUUUAAGCCCCCAGGCAGGGACUUAUUCUUCAAUUGUGGAUGAAGCCGUUUUCACACAGGCGCCUUCGAAAGGCAAGAAAAGCACGCGACCCGCCAGACUUGAUAUGUUCGACGUGCUAGAGGAUCACAAGCCUCAACGCAUCUUGUUCCAUGAGCCAGAAGACUCUCAUAUUCCAAUAACCAACCCCACUUUCGUGACUGAAGAGAGUGAGGAUCAGUUGGCAUUGGGUGAAGCUAGGACUACGUCGCGCACACGAGAAGACAUGCAGGUGUUGGGAUUGGCUUUGGAAGUGAAAAGCAUAGAACAGAAACUUUCAAAAUUGAAAACCUCUACUGUAAAUGCUCAGCCACCAGCUCCGCGACCAGCAAGGAGCGUCAAAGGUUCAGUUCAACAGAUGGGUGAAAAACAAACGAAUCGAUACUGUGGACUUGCAGGGAAAUUUAGUCAGUUUGCUAAACAAAUUGGGUUGACAAAAUCUAAUCGGAAAGUGGCAGCGAAUCCCCCGAUUGAGGUGAAGAAAGAAUCGUCUCCAGUCCUCCAGUCCGAUCUAUGUUUACGAAAGAACCCUUUGUUCUUUCAGGAAACUUCAGCUUUUGAGCUUGCCUCUCUUCACAAAAGGGCGGAGACAGUCGGUAGAAAUCUUGCUGCGAUAAAAGCCAAGCUGGAGAGGGAAAAUAGUCUAGGUUUUUGUAAGGACUACAAGCCUUCUUUGCAUAGUAAGGGCAAGUUACUGGACACUGUCCGAAGUCAUCUCUUUCAGGUUCAAGGAGCACUUCGGAACUCGAAGCCAACAAAGACAACGUCUGCACCAAGGUCGCCUUCACUCUCGAAAUCGAACCAGUGCACUGCGCCCAAAGCUCUAACUCCGCGCAAGCUCUCGUCUACAACUAAUCCAUCAACGCCCUCUGGAAAACGAUAUUGCUCCACGAAAACAUUGACACCUCCUGGGCGGAUCACUUCGUCCAAACAAGCAUCGAGCCCUCCCGAGCGUUGGGCAGGAUCUGCUACCAUACGAACACCUCCCAAAACCACGAUGAGAGAGCUUUUGAAGGACGACUCCAGGACCAGGGCUGCCUUUGGAAGGCGAGAGACCAAGCCAGCAAUGCAUGAUCAAUGGACAAGAAAAACCUACACCCAGGAUUCACUACGAAUGGACUUGGAGCACCUGCGAUGAAAAGGCAUUUGAAGACGUUUGCAAGUGUGUGAACCUUCACCCAGAAUCAGCCCGUGAUCGAUGGGGGCAAGUCUUCGUGAGGUGUGACACUAGGUUCUGGAACACAUGCUAACAAUUUUGGAGAGAAGUGGCGACCACAGAUGACUAACCCUGUGUUAAAGAACACAAACUAGUCUUUCCUCGAGUGAAGAGAAAAUAAGUUCAUCAACCACGUGACCACCAGUGAACUUCAGCAGCCGCUCUCGGCCGUCAAGCUCUUUUGUAAUCUUUAUCUCAGAAGAAAUCUACGGGGAUGAGAAAAGUGCAACCGCGGAUGAGGAGGGCAAACCAUUUGUGCGGUGAGAAGAUGAUUAUUAGGGUACAGAAGGCAAAUCACUGUCGUAUUCUAAAUUGUAAUUACACUAAUACUGUAGGAUGGUACAUGCAGGUGCCGCAUCUGAUUUCUUUGUUGGAGUAUCGUCCUGUCCCUGUAGACAAGUGAUCUGGUACUAUUCAAUGAUUGUUGAAACAAGGAUAUGUACAGUAGCUUUAGUAACUCCAAUCAAAUGUAAAUUUGCUAUAUUAGCAAAAGCAACUCUUUUGACAGAAAAGGAAUGAUGUUCUCUUCUUUGAUGUA